Gryllus bimaculatus (two-spotted cricket) is the source of this 678-nucleotide messenger RNA. The record is from the annotation of a GenBank genome assembly. Lineage: Eukaryota; Metazoa; Arthropoda; Insecta; Orthoptera; Gryllidae.
CACAGGUGUUUUGUGCCCGGAACUUAAGUUUUAAUCUUAUUUGUUUCAUUUCAGAAUUGUGCUGAUUUGUUAGCAUUUAGGAAAAAAUGUAUUCACUCGUUGAUUUGCAAAAGUGAAGAAACAAUGCUACUGAUACUCAAUAAAUAUUAAUUUCGCACAUCAUUGACAGGAUAAAUGUUCGAUUACAAGGAUAGAAUUACACUUUCGUUUGUUCAUUAUUUUCUGUUGUGUUGGUAAUACAACAUUUGUUUCAGUUUCCCCACAUGGCUGAACAUCAUCUUCUGAUUGGUUCAUUUCAAGACCAGCGGAGAUUUUAACGAUUCUUUAGCAGUCAUGUUUGCAGUUAUUCCAAGUUUGCCUGGAGACGUGAAACAAACUUGACUUUUAUUGCCUUCGUGUGGAUAACUCAUGCUGUGAAGUUUGGAGAAGAUAUCUGGAGUGUACAUUGUAUGCUCCACGAUUUUGCUGAGAGCGUCUAGUCAAGUUUUCGUCGAAUAACCGUUACUCGUAGUGAAAAUGGCCACAUUUCGUAUUCUUGAAGAUCAAGAAAAUACCAAUGCACAUCUACGCCGACAGCAAAAAGAAGCCCAAGUCAAUGUACAACAACAGAAGAGAAGUGUUUUAGGAAUUUUAAACAAUAAUGUUUCUCGACCGGCUGGCCUGAAGCAGACGAAAUCG